This is a messenger RNA of Gloeophyllum trabeum ATCC 11539, 1613 nucleotides long. Its product is annotated as longevity assurance proteins LAG1/LAC1. Gene Ontology annotation, biological process: ceramide biosynthetic process. The record is from RefSeq and is a predicted model, not a curated record. Bases 320 to 1441 code for a protein of 373 amino acids. Gene Ontology annotation, cellular component: membrane. Lineage: Eukaryota; Fungi; Basidiomycota; Agaricomycetes; Gloeophyllales; Gloeophyllaceae. Gene Ontology annotation, molecular function: sphingosine N-acyltransferase activity. The transcript is spliced from 6 exons.
GUGGCGUUACAGCUCACGCAAAAAUUCCUCCCUUUGAAGUUGGCUUGGUCGUUGCGGACGCGUCAAACUCAAGCUCUCGUUGUCGGGAACGUCAGGCGCGUUCAGGAGAGCCCUCUCUAUCGACGCUCGCUGCGCUCCUUGCUGGCGCAAUUUACUUCGGGUACCGAAUACCAAUACCCCCGCGUCGAGGUAUUCAGGACUUCGACUGCUCGAUAUAUCCCUACUGGGUGUGUGCUCUAGAUAAUAGAAAACGCUCGGGACAGAAUCAGUCCACUUUCCAUGAUAAUUACUGCAACGACCCAGUGACAAGAAGAACAACAUGAACGUCCAGCAAAUGCCCCAGUGGCUUCCGUCUUUCGUCGCUCCAUUCCUUACCCUGUCCUAUCCCGUCGAUAGACCGGCAAACCCGGACUCCUUCCCCAAUUCCUCCUAUUAUUCCACGGGUCCUCUAGAUGCUUGCUUCAUCGUGUCCUGUAUCAUCUUCAUGGCGGGAUUCCGGGACGCUCUGCGACUGGGAGUGUUCGAGCCUUUUGCAAGGUGGCAGCUGACAAGGGGUAGAAGGCGGCACUCCAUCCCGGAGAAGGAUGCCUUGAAAAGUGAAAAGCAAAGUUUGAACGGCAACGGUGCUCACCAGAACGGGUCCAGUCUGAUCCAGGAGGCCAACGGCCACGACGUGGGAGAUCUUGCAUCCUAUUCGUUAACGAGCAAAGAGGAACAGAAGAUUACUCGGAGCGUCCUCCGCUUUGCCGAGCAAGGCUAUUCAUGGGUAUACUGGACCUUCUCGUGGUGCCUCGGCAUGUACGUCUACAUGAACCUGCCCACUGAGGUUUUCAACCCCACGGCCGCCUGGGAAAACUAUCCUCAUGUCCCGCUGCCCGGUCCAGUUAAGGCCUUGUAUUUGAUCCAAGCUGCAUUUUAUAUCCAUCAAGUAUUAGUGCUCAAUGCCGAGGCCCAUAGAAAGGACCACUGGCAAAUGAUGACCCACCAUGUCAUCACAAUUGGCUUGAUCCUCCUCAGUUACUACUACAAUUUCAACCGCAUCGGCUGCAUGAUAAUGGUCAUUAUGGACUGGUGCGACAUAGUGUUUACGCUGGCGAAAAUGUUCCGAUACCUAGAGAUGUCCACCGCGUGCGACGUUGCCUUCGUAUUCUUCCUGCUUUCAUGGUUUAUGACUAGACACGUUCUAUUCAUUUACGUGCUCAAAUCCACGUACUAUGAUCUCCCGAGGGUCGUGUCGUUUGACUGGAAGCCUGAGCAAGGGUAUCGCUUUGUCUACAGCACUUAUGUGAUCUUCAAUUCGCUGCUGUUCGCGCUCCAGAUCAUUCAGAUUCUGUGGGCAUUCAUGAUCUGCCGCGUAGCCUGGCGUGUCGUCACUGGCAAGGGUGCCGAGGACGAAAGAAGCGAUGAUGAAGGUGAGCCAGGCGGGAAAAAGCGUCGCUAAGGACGCGUUGGUCGGGUGACUCCUGGGUCAAUCGGUUGCUUUUGUUAUAUACCAGGUGCGCUGUGUCAAGUGGCACAGCGCUGCUCUCGUCAUGUAUAUUUGCUCAAUUUUACGAGGUAUAAUGCUGCGUAAUGAAUGGAAGAUUCGAGGUUGCAGUCCUCGCUUCGCGGUG